ACGGCUGGAGAGAGGAGGAAAGAAAGAAAGGACGCGAGAGGAAGGAAGGAAGGAAGAGAGGAAGGAGCUGUGAUGAAUUCAGCCUCGGUAGUCUUGGCGCCAAUCCGACUUAAAGAGAAAUAAAAAAGGGUUUCUUUUCUCAAACCUUCGACUCCCGCCGCUGCUUGAGCAUCCAGCGGUCGGCGUUAACAUCUAUCCAGGCUUGUUAGCACACUAUCUCCCUCUCCUUGUCACACUAAUCUGGUUCCUUUUAACGGCCGGAGUCAAGAUACUAACCGGGACAAUAGAGGCGUGUUUCUCCGGGGACAAGACACCGCUACAAAAUGGGGAGAAAGUCGAACAGAGCGAAGGAGAAGAAAGCCCGGCGUCUGGAGGAGAGGGCAGCCAUGGACGCUGUGUGCGCCAAGGUGGACGCAGCCAAUAAGCUUGAAGAUCCGCUGGCUGCAUUUCCGGCCUUCAAAAAGUACGACAGAAACGGGCUGAACCUGCAGAUCGAGUGCAAGAGGGUGACCUCUCUCAACCCUCUGGCUGUGGAGUGGGCCUUCGAGCUCACCAGAGCCAACAUGCAGCCAUUAUACGAGCAGAGCGAGUGGGGAUGGAAGGAGAGGGAAAAGAGGGAGGAGAUGAACGACGAGAGGGCGUGGUACCUGCUGGCACGCGAUGCCGACUCCACCCCCGUGGCCUUCUCUCACUUCAGAUUCGACGUGGAGUGUGGGGAGGAGGUUCUGUACUGCUACGAGGUUCAGUUAGAGAGCAAAGUCCGAAGGAAAGGGCUGGGCAAGUUUCUCAUUCAGAUACUACAGCUCAUCGCUAACAGCACACAGAUGAAGAAAGUGAUGUUGACGGUCUUCAAACACAACCACGGGGCGUACCAGUUCUUCAGAGAAGCGUUGCAGUUUGAGAUUGAUGAGACCUCUCCGAGCAUGUCCGGUUGCUGUGGCGACGACUGCUCCUAUGAGAUCCUGAGCAGGCGGACCAAACACGGCGAGGCCUCGGCGGGGCACACCCACGGCGGCAGCCACUGUGGCGGCUGCUGCCACUGAUCAGCUGCCGCUCCUCCUUCGUGGUCGAUCAGUUAGAAGCCAGCAACUUUCACGGCUGAGUGUGAAUGACGGAGAGUUCAGAGAGCGUCUGACAUUACCCACCGGUGGUUCCAGGAGCAGCUGUUUUAUGUACUUGUUUAUUCCCGCUACAACGGCAGGAUGCAAGGCGAGCUCUCACGUCGCUACUUUCUUCUAUCUUUGACUCUUUUUAUUUUUAUUUUUUCAUUCCUGGUUACAAACAUGAGAGCUGAGGCUUGUGUGCUACUCGAAUGAACCAUUUCACUUCCUGAUCUGUAGUUUAACUCCCACAACUGGCUGCUGGUUCUGUUUCUGAAAUAUAACCCAGGUUGUUUUUUUUCUUGGAGUAGUCAGUCCUUAGUGCCCUAAAGCCAGAUCCAAGAAGAGCGUUUUCCUCGGUUUGAGUCAUACAACCUUGCACUGAGAACAUUGGUAGAUUUCUCGGAAACAGUCAUGAUCUUAGGCUGCAUUUGAGCCCCUUAAAACCUCCCCAGGAAACCCUGUUUUCCUUUAACUCACAUUCCAUCCCCCCUCUGCGGAUGUAAACCCUGAACAUUGCUGUAAACGCUGCUGUGGCUGCGUUAACCCUUAGCUUUACUCCUGACAGCACAUUUAAACCUUUCUCCUCCUCUCACCCCGCCAUCUUUGUCUCUACGCUUCUCUGAGCGAUCAAACGCCCGUCGUUCCUGUAGUAACUGCAGCCACCUCUGCCUCUGUGCCUGAAGGCGCUCCGGUUUCGACUCACCUUUUCAGGCUUGCGUAACUCGCCUCGUUUCUCAAAAGCACCAACAUCAGUGUUGAUUCUGCUUUUAGCAGCAUUUAAACCUCGCCUUCUCUCCGUUUUCACGGCCAGAUGAAUCUGAUAAAAACGAGGACCAGUAGAGAGAAACCAGAAUUUCACAUUCCUUCUGAUGGUUUAUAGUGAAACUGAUCAUCUGGGCCUGAAAGCAGAUCUAAAAUAUACCCUAAAAAUCUGAUUCAUCAGCUGAAACCAGUCUAAGGUGGGUGUACAGCUGCCACCUGUUGUGUUUUAAACCCUGGGGCGGAUAGUUUCAGACAUCGGUACAGAAGUUUCUACCUUCGGACAGAUCCAGAUUCAUUUAUAGAUCCCGUUUUGAAUGAGUUAGAAGCCCCUUUGCUUCAUUUCCCCCCGAAAACUAUUAGUUUUCAGGUCUGAGUUUGUUUUGUAGCACUGCAGGCUGGCGGGUCUUCGUUUUGUACGUUUUAAGUAGUUUUUUUAGUGGUCAUAAUAAAAGAUCAUGUUUGGUUUAAUGUAAGAACCAGUAGUGCAGAAUAACACGCCAUGUCUCACAAGAAACCUCGAUAGCCGAGUCAGGAUUUGUGGCUGAAGGUUUCUGGGGACUUGGGUCUGUUUUUCACAGAUCAGGAUUAAACAAAAACUGGUUUUCGGGUCGGGCUACCUGCUCAUUAGUACAAUAUUUCAUGUUUUGUACGGUCACCAUUAAGAUGCUGUUGUAGAUGGUGAUGGUAACUAAAUCAACGGACAGAUUCUCUCUCAGGUCGACCAUUUUCCAUCCCCAUCUGUCGUUUUAACGACCGCCGUCGGCCGGGUCUGACGGCUCUGACCCAUGGCUGGUUUCAUAUGUAAAAAUAAAACACAAUAGUGAAAACACUGAAAUCACUGUAAGUAACUUGUUUAAUUAUUUCCUUAUAGGUUUCAACCAGUUCCUUUAAAAAUGUGACUUUGCAUGAAUUUAAGAAAUCAAUUCUGAUCUGGCUUUAAAUCUGCUCAGUGAUGACGUUUAAUUCAGAUGGGACGGGCUGUGAUAUUUUAUUUAGUUUUUUUCGGUUUUAGGAACGAUUUUGUAAAAAAAAAAAAAAAAAAAAAAAAGCUGCAAAGUGGGUUUAAACUGGGCCAGUUUAUUUAGAAGCCAGUGAGUAAUUUGUUUUCAUAAGUUGUUCUAAAACCUCUCAUGUCAGAUCCUACUCAUUUUCCCUUCUUUGUAUAUAAAUAUAAAUAUAUAUAAGCUGUUGUGGAUCCAUCUUUUCCUUGGCCUUUUACAGGCAACACACUUUUUUAAACAUGUGGAAUUAAAGGAAACUCCAUGUUUGAGCGUGAGUGUUAAUGGUUCUUUUCGUAAGUGACAAUGAAAGGGAAGUCAUUCUGCCUUGUCAGUGUUUUAUUUGUAUGUUACAAAUAAAAGAAAGUUGUCUGACUACACAAA
Messenger RNA from Nothobranchius furzeri (turquoise killifish), 3247 nucleotides. RefSeq names its product N-alpha-acetyltransferase 40, NatD catalytic subunit (gene naa40). Gene Ontology annotation, molecular function: protein N-terminal-serine acetyltransferase activity; histone H4 acetyltransferase activity; histone H2A acetyltransferase activity. The record is from RefSeq and is a predicted model, not a curated record. NCBI's taxonomy places the organism in Eukaryota, Metazoa, Chordata, Actinopteri, Cyprinodontiformes, Nothobranchiidae. Gene Ontology annotation, cellular component: nucleus.